Messenger RNA from Cicer arietinum (chickpea), 1544 nucleotides. Its product is annotated as polygalacturonase QRT3-like. Gene Ontology annotation, molecular function: polygalacturonase activity. The record is from RefSeq and is a predicted model, not a curated record. NCBI's taxonomy places the organism in Eukaryota, Viridiplantae, Streptophyta, Magnoliopsida, Fabales, Fabaceae.
UAUAUGGUCUCACAACUAGAGUCAUUUUCAAAACUAAUUUUCUUACACAAUUUUCAUCAAUGAAAACCACAAUGACAAGAAUAAGUCUAUUGUGGUUCAUACUUUUGAUGAUGAUAUUUUGUAUCUUUGUAACUCAUGCUUAUAAGGGUAAUUUACCCCUAAGGAAAGUUUAUGGUGCAUUGAAGGCCUUUUUCACCAAACAUGAUUCCAUUCCUUCACCAACUUAUUCCCUUUCACCUUCUCCUUCUCCUAUGCAACCACAGGAUACUAAAAAGAAACCACAUGUGUACCUUGUGACAUCUUAUGGUGCUGAUCCAACAGGAAAAUCAGAUAGUACUGAAGCUAUUCUUGCAGCCAUAGCAGAUGCUGCAAAAGGUCCAAGUAAAGGGUUCUUGAUGAAAGACAUUAUUAACCUUGGUGGUGCUGAGAUUAAUCUUCAAGGUGGAAACUACUUGAUUAGUAAACCUUUGCAUUUUCCAGUGGCUGGAGUUGGAAACAUCAUGAUACAUGGUGGAACUAUAAGAGCCACAAAGAAUUUUCCACAAAAUGGACAUUUAAUUGAUUUAUCAAACUAUGGUUCAACCUCACACUCCUACAAUUAUGAAUACAUAACUCUCAAGGAUCUGUUUCUAGACUCAAAUUUCAAAGGUGGAGGAAUUUCAAUAAAAAACUCACUAAGAAUCAACAUAAACAAUUGUUACAUAACACAUUUCAUCACAAGUGGAAUUUUAGUCCACAGUGGUCAUGAAACAUACAUAAGAAAUUGUUUCAUUGGACAACACAUUACUGCAGGAGGUAACAAAAAUGAAAGAAGGUUCUCAGGAACUGGAAUUAGCAUUCAAGGGAAUGAUAAUGCUAUCACUGAUGUUGUUAUUUUCUCUGCUGCUAUUGGAAUCAUGCUUUCUGGUCAAGCCAACACAAUUUCUGGUGUACAUUGUUAUAAUAAAGCUAGUGCAUUUGGAGGUACUGGAAUUUAUUUGAAAUUACCAGGUUUAACACAAACAAGGAUUGUAAAUUGUUACAUGGAUUACACAAAUAUUGUUGCUGAAGAUCCAGUUCAACUUCAUAUCUCAAGUAGUUUCUUCCUUGGUAAUGCAAACAUUGUUCUAAAAUCAAUCAAAGGUGUUGUAAAUGGUCUCAACAUUGUUGACAACAUGUUCAGUGGUUCAAAUCAUGGUGUUAAAAUUGUGAGGCUAGACCAAUCAAUUAGUCAUUUUAAUCAAAUUAAUCAAGUUUUUGUUGCUAGAAAUGUUGUUAAGGGUAUGAAUUUAAAGGCCACUUCAGCAAUGAUAUCUAUGCAUGGAAAUGGAACUUCAUGGAUUGUUGAUUUUAACAAAGUUUUGGUUUUUCCUAACCUUAUUAAAAAUGUUCAAUACUCUUUAAGUGCAAGUGGUAACAAAUUUCCUAAUCAUGUUCUUAGGAAUGUGUCUCACAAUAUUGUUGUGAUUGAAACCAAUGAGCCAGUUAAUGCAAAGGUUUUUGUAACAGUGGAUCAAGGUAAUUCAAAAUGAAUAUAUAUAUAUAUUUUUUUUUUAUGCUGGCAU